CAUGUGCCUCCUCAGCACUGAUCAGAUUACGUGACUUCAGAUAUUUCCCUUUUCUCUCUCGGUUUUCCCCUCUGUAAAGUGGAGGAGUUGGAAGAAAUGAUCUCAGAAGUUUCUUUCAGGCCACUAGGGUUCACAGGGUCUGGGAGGACCAAUGUCCCACCACCCCUGCUCCGGUGUCGGAGGAAGGGGUCCAUCUCCCCUACCCCCAUUUCCCUUCCCGGUAUCAGCCUAGUCCAGUUGAAGUUUCCAGCGCUGAGGAGGAUUCUUCCUCCAUCAGAGGGGACACAGGAUUUGCCUUUCAGCUUCAUCUAACCCAGGCUGAUCUCAAAGGAUGCCCCGGCCCUCCCUGUGCAGUUCCCCCGCUCCCCUGUCCAGAGGCUUCCUCCUGCCCUGUAACACUGUCCUCCCUUCCGUCCCCGGACUAGGGAGGGUCACUGCUAAGUCUGUCCUUAGCCGUGGACCUGCAGCUCCAGAGAGCCUUAUCCCAGCCGCUCUGACACCUCGCUCCUUUUUAAAAAUCCCUCCCUGCCCAGACCUCCUCCCGUCAUCCACCUAUUUCCCCGGUGCAGACUGGUGCCCGUCCAGUCCCAGCUCUUCUUCAUUCCACCCCACCUCCCACACCCCUCCCUCUACAAGCACGCCUGUGCCAAGGACUGUGGGGCCCGGCCUCCACCAGACACGUGCCAGCCCGGCUCUGGGACCAGGUAAAGGAGCUGGCAACUUUGUCAGAUGGAGGCUUAAAGGUUUCAGCUGCCUCUUGGCUCUUGGAAAGAUGGGGCUCUCCUGCCAGGCAGCAGGCUUCAACAUCUGGAUCCUCCUGGUAUUUGCAGCCUCUGCCCUCGGGGGCAGUGACAGGGGCCGGAAGAAGAUUGUUCAUGUGCUAGAGGAUGAGUCAGGGGCUGUGGUGGUCCAGACAGCCCCAGGAAAGGUGGUGACGCACCGAGGGGGAACCAUCGUCCUGCCCUGUCGCUAUCACUACGACAUCUCAGCGCACGAUGAAGACGAAAUCCGCCUCAAGUGGACCAAAGUGACUGACCCGUUGGCUUUUCGUGAUGUCUUCGUGGCCAUGGGCAAGGAGAGACGGGCCUUUGGCAGUUACCGGGGUCGGACAUCCCUGCAGGAGGAUGGUCCCGGAGACGCUUCCUUGAUUAUCCGAAAUGUCACACUGCAGGACUAUGGCCGUUAUGAAUGUGAGGUCACCAAUGAGCUCGAGGAUGAUGCUGGCAUGGUCAGCUUGGACUUAGAAGGUGUGAUAUUUCCUUACCAUCCCCGCCUGGGCCGCUACACGCUGACCUUUCCCGAGGCCCAGCGGGCUUGUGCGGAGCAGGACGGCAUCCUGGCGUCCUACGAACAGCUGCACGCGGCGUGGCGCGAGGGCCUGGACUGGUGCAACGCGGGCUGGCUGCAGGACGGCUCCGUGCAGUACCCCGUGGGCCAGCCGCGGGAAGAGUGCGGCCGCCGGGAGUCUCCCGUGGGCGUGCGCAACUACGGCUACCGCCACAAGGAGGACGAGCGUUAUGAUGCCUUCUGUUUCACGUCCAAUCUACAGGGUCAGGUUUUCUUCCUGAAGCCCUACCGCAAGGUGAGCUUUCCGGAGGCGGUGCGGGCGUGUGCGGGCAGCGGAGCCGCGGUGGCCAAGGUAGGCCAGCUGUACGCCGCAUGGAAGCUGCAGUUGCUGGACCGCUGCGAGGCCGGCUGGCUGGGCGACGGCAGUGUGCGCUAUCCCAUCGUCAACCCCCGGGCUCGCUGUGGAGGUCAGAGGCCGGGCGUGAGAAACCUCGGUUUCCCGGACAAGAAGCACCGCCUCUUCGGAGUCUACUGCUACCGCGCUCCCGGCUCCCCGGACCCAGGAGCAGCUCGCUGGGGCUGGGGCUGGAGGGACCCAAGCGCCUGGCGGCCCCUGCAUGUCUAGCUGGGGGCCGGUCCAGGGAGGGGCUCCCCCAGUGGUCACCGAGGGGUUUGGCAUUUGCCACAAUCCCGGGGAGGGACUUCUAAGUGUCGCUAUGGGGACCAGCACCCUUUUCUUCCCCUUGUGGGAAGGGGUUUUGUAAGAUGUUGCCAUGGGGACCGGCAUCCGAUCGUUCCUCCACCCCGGCCAGUGGGAUUUCUGGGUGUCACCAUGGAGACCAACAUCCACUUCAAUCUCCCCAACGAGGGCAUUUUUUUAAAGGUGUUGCCAAGGGGACCAGCAUCUGCUCCGCCCCCAGGGAAGGAGCUUCAGCCUCCACCCCUCCUCCCCUGGGGUGUUGGUGGUGAUGUCUCAAGACUUCAACCAGAAGACCAAUCUGCCCCGACCCUUUGUGGAAGGAUCCUAGACAUCCCUGAGAAUCCUGUUCCCUUCUCUGGGAAAAGAAGGGGUUCUCUACAGUCGCUAUGGUGAUGAGGGCUGAGGGUCCUUAGAACUGUUGCUAUGGUGACUGACCUUUGCCCCACCCCCUGAAGGAAAACUUCUGCUGUAGCCAUAGUGACUGGCUUCUCCCUCCACCUUUUGCCACAGUGACUGACCUUUUCCUUGCCGCCCUGUCACCCCUGUGGGGACUGAUACCCCAGCCUCCAGGUGGCAUCCACUUUGCCCGACUCCGCAGGCGGCCUCGGGACGUUGACAAUCGGGAAGCAGAACGCCUGGGUCCGCAGGACCUAAGAGCUGCUUCCUUCUCCCUUUCUCCUUUCCCCCUGAACUUCCUACAGGGACAGGCCACAGAAGCACUGGAUUUGGAGCUAAGGACCCCGCUCUGCCAGUUACUACCUGUGAUUUUGGGCAAGUCACUAACUGCUCUGGGUAACCUCUCAGUUUCUUCAUCCAUAAAAUGAGGGGUUCGGACUAGAUGACCUCUAAGGUCCCUUCCAGUUCCAAAUGUUUGAUCCUAUCUGGGAAGCAAGAGGAUUGCAUGCACCAGUCCCUUGUCCUCACCGCCCAGGGGUCAGCCUGGGGAGGAGAAGUUCUUCCCCAUCCAGGACCUAAGCUCAUCCUGCUUGCCUCCUUCUCUUGCCCCAAAUAAAAGUGCAGGUCCAACCCA
Antechinus flavipes (yellow-footed antechinus) is the source of this 3017-nucleotide messenger RNA. RefSeq names its product hyaluronan and proteoglycan link protein 4 (gene HAPLN4). Gene Ontology annotation, biological process: cell adhesion. The coding region runs from base 332 to 1912 and encodes 526 amino acids. Gene Ontology annotation, molecular function: hyaluronic acid binding. NCBI's taxonomy places the organism in Eukaryota, Metazoa, Chordata, Mammalia, Dasyuromorphia, Dasyuridae. The record is from RefSeq and is a predicted model, not a curated record. The transcript has 5 exons.